This is a messenger RNA of Mugil cephalus (flathead mullet), 1219 nucleotides long. RefSeq names its product carbonic anhydrase 4-like. Lineage: Eukaryota; Metazoa; Chordata; Actinopteri; Mugiliformes; Mugilidae. Gene Ontology annotation, cellular component: plasma membrane. The transcript has 9 exons. Gene Ontology annotation, molecular function: carbonate dehydratase activity; zinc ion binding. The record is from RefSeq and is a predicted model, not a curated record. The coding region runs from base 74 to 937 and encodes 287 amino acids.
AGCUGAGCAUACUGUAUAUAAACGGGAGACUGAUUCUCAUUCCCAGCUGUCAGUAGACGGAGAGAAGUCAAAGAUGAACAGUCUUACAGUAGCAGCUCUGUUUCUGUGCUUCCUGGCACCCGCAGACACAGAUGCCUGGUGUUAUCAUGACCCAAGCUGCAGUGAAGCGACCUGGCCAUUGCUUGGUCAUAAUUAUUGCAACGGCACCCAGCAGUCACCCAUUGACAUCGUCUCUGCACAUGCUGACGACGACUCAGACCUGAUGCCAUUUAUAUUUGUCAACUACAGCAGCACCUCAGCCCUGAAGACGAUUGAAAACAGUGGGAUGACAGUCAAAGUGUCCCUCCAUAGUGGCAUAACGGUGUCAGGGGGAGACCUGUCUGAGACCUACGACAGCCUGCAGUUCCACCUGCACUGGGGUAAUGGUUCUGCUGUCCCCGGCUCUGAACACACCGUGGAUGGCAAGCGCUAUCCUAUGGAGUUGCACAUCGUAAACAGCGAGUCAAGCUGUAACAGAAACACGACUCUCGCCGUUGAGGAUUCUACAGGACUUGCUGCCCUCGCCUUCUUCAUUGAGGAAAUGCCUGACGGCGUAAGUCAAGAGCCAGCUAGUUGGAGAAAUCUGACUUCCUAUUUGACCAGCAUCACCAACAGCGGUGAGUCCGUUUCAAUUACACCUGGGAUUUCUCUGGAUGACCUUCUGGUCGGGGUGGAUCGUAGAAAGUACUACCGCUACCUUGGCUCCUUGACCACCCCCCCUUGUAAUGAGGCCGUCGUUUGGACUGUGUUUAAGGACACAAUCAAAGUCAGCAAAGAUCUGAUUGACCUCUUCAGCACAACGGUACGCGUCUCCAACAGCUCGUCACCUUUCAUGGUCAAUGUCUACAGAAACAUCCAGGCAGCGCAAGAGGUGAAAACUCAGCCUGCUGAACCAUGAUUGUCUAGUGUAAUGUGGAGUUAAGGAUUCAAGUGGUACUUAAUCACACGAUGACGAUGAUGUUGAGCACCGGUAGUAAAUAACUCUUUUGCAUAUUUAAACAUUAAGUUUCAGCAAAAUAUUUAUUUAUUUAUUUAUAUAAAAACAAAUUCAGUUACGUAAUUGAAGUAAUCAGCUGUGGUGGUUUCAUAUAUCUAUCAGCUUAAACACAUUUGGCAUCUUUAACUAAGUUUGCGAUGAUGGAAGAAGGGGAAUUUAACAAUAAAAUUUUUUUAAAAAGUG